AUGGAAAAAGAUGUGCCUCUGACCGUCGAAACAGUACGGCAUGUCGGCGCUGCCAUUACAAAUUCUGUACCAGGUGACGGACGGCUUCCUCGCUGUGGUCGAUGUGUCCGGGCCGGGCGUGACUGCGUGCGCGAGCCGCCCCGCCAGUUCUACAAGGCUUCUCGCCAUGGGGUCGAGCGCUCGUUCUCGUCUAGCCAAACGUGGCUCCCUCUGCCUGCGAAGGGAGUGGUUAAUUUCGUCAACGUCGCAGAGUCGUCUGGUGCCGGGUCCAGCGCUGAUUCUGCCCGUGCUGACCGAGGAGGAAAGAAUGCGCAUAUGAACACGACUGCAGCUCCGACAUUCUUUGGCAAGAAAGCCACCUGGUCGACUCCAGUUGGGGAGAACCCGGCGUCAUCUUCCCCGCCUUCUCUUUCCGCUUCGCUAUCCCAAACCCCGGUAUCUACUUCCCGAGCUCAGACCGAACCUGCUUCGCGUGACGUGCCUCUGCACCCAUUUGGAGGCAAUGUGCAAUCUGGGUUUCAGACAGCUCACUCCAUCCGGGAAGAUGUAACCAUUAUAGAUGCUGGUACCCAUCUGCCGAACCCCGUGAGGCGCAUUUACCUGGAUCCGCCAACCUGGCCAUUGCAAGACCCCGAAGAGGCGACUCUCCUACAACACUUUAUCAACCAGGUAUCAUUAUUUUUCGACUUCUGUGACAAGGAGCGCCACUUCGCAACCGUCGUGCCCCAGCGCGUCCGCACAUGCAGUACUCUCCUGAGCGCCGUCUUCGCCCUGUCCGCGCGCCAUCUCAGCCGCAUCAGCACCUUCGAUCCCACAGUCGCGGACCGGCACUAUAAUGACUGUCUGCGGACUCUGAUACCCGCACUCAACGACGGACCGUCCGUCUUCGACGAGACGCUCCUCAUUAUCGUAGUGAUUCUACGGCUCCUGGAAGAGAUAGACGUGCCUGUCAUGGGAGCAGACCCGCAGGGUCAUCUUCUCGGCGCCCAGUCACUGGCCCGCGCGCAGGAGCGCGUUGGCAUGGACUCGGGGCUGCGCCAGGCAGCGUACUGGGCCUGUCUUCGACAGGAGAUUUACAUGUCACUAAGAGACCACCGAUCUAUCCGUCUGGACCUGCAGCUCUUUCGCAAGAUGCAGGCCGUCCAGCCAGGCGACAGGUAUUCCCUAGCCUGUUCAGCGACCCUCCACUGCGCAGAGGCAAUUCUGUUCGCAUACGGAGACGGCCCACGAUCACUGCAUUAUGAUCUUCUCGAGUCAAACCGUCGAGCUUCAGACAGUGUCCCGCAGCCUUUUUUUUGUAGAGACGGAUGUAGCGAUUUUCCAGAUAUUCGCUAUGCCACUGAAGACCAGAUCAUAGCGGCGCAGUUCUUCUCUCUCGCCAGAAUUGUGCUCGAUAGGAACGACCCGGCGCAUCGCAUGGCGAUGCAGGACGUAAGGAAAAAGGCGCGACAGCGCGUCUGGUUCAUGUGUGGUGUGGGAUUGUCGAACCCCUCGAGCCCUGCGGCCAUCUUGAUUGCCUGCAUGGCGAUUGCUUUGUGUGGAGACUGUUUUGAUGACCACAAGGAUCGGGAGCGGCUGUGCUUUUUGCUGGAGUUUACAGAGGAUAAGCGAGGGUGGCCUACGGCGCCUAUUGCGAAAACACUGAAGCAGGUUUGGAACGGUGCUGGUUGA
Molecule: messenger RNA, 1671 nt
Organism: Penicillium riverlandense
Lineage: Eukaryota; Fungi; Ascomycota; Eurotiomycetes; Eurotiales; Aspergillaceae
Product: arca-like protein
Exons: 4
Coding region: 1-1671 (556 amino acids)
Biological process (GO): positive regulation of transcription by RNA polymerase II
Cellular component (GO): nucleus
Molecular function (GO): transcription cis-regulatory region binding; DNA-binding transcription factor activity
Source: RefSeq, a predicted model, not a curated record